AGGCCGCUAAUAAAGAAGAAACUAUUCGUCAAUUCAACAGGGUGACAAAAAAAAAGAAAAAAGGAGUGAUGGCGAAAGAAGUAGUUUUGGCUUCCAUUAGGAGUGGUCCAGAAAAUGUCGAGGUAAUGAAGGAGCCAUAUGAAAAGGCCUUGAAAAAUGAGUGGGAAAGCAUUAAAACAGUGUAUCAAAACAAACGCGGUGCUUUAUUCCAUAGCCUCACUCCUAGGGGAGAUACUGUUUUCCACAUUGCAGCAUACAAGGGGAGCAUAGAACUGCUCCGAGUCCUCUUUGAAAUGGUUCCGGAGCCUAGAAAAUGGGAGGUGUUGACGAUGAAGAACAUUCAUGGCAACACGCUUCUCCAUGAGGCGGCCACGAGCAAGAAUGUUGAGGCAGCAAAAUUUUUGCUUGAGAAUGCGGAUGGAGAACAAGCGGCGAUGCUGAUGAACCAAAAUGAGUCAGGGGAGACACCGCUGUACAGGGCUGCGGCGCUUGGUGCUAAAGCAACUGUGGAGUACUUGGCAAAUGCGGUGGAAAUGGAAGUGGGAACUCUGCAAGGCAACUUCAUCAGAGGCUAUGAUAAUCUCCCCGUUCUUCAUAUUGCUGUUUCAAAUGAACAAUUCGAGACAGCAAUUUGGUUACUAGACAAAGAUCCAGAGUUGGCAAUGUUGAAAGAUUCUGACAAGACAUGUCUUCACCUUCUCGGAAGCAUGUCGACUGCUUUCAAAAGUUCUUCUAAAAAAAUAUCUGGAUUCAAGGAGUUCAUCUAUAGAUUUAUUCCAAACGACUUACUCUAUAGCGAUGAAACUGAUCAGCAUGUACCAUGUCAGUGCUGCAAGACUAGAAAAGACCAUCAACCAAUGACAGAAUGGAAUUAUAUUAAAGAAAUAAGGGAAAAGAAGAGGAAGUAUGAGUUAGUAGGUAUAUUGGCCGAUGCGCUAGUAAAGAAGGAUUCUUCCUCGUGGCGUAAUUACUACAAAUCAGAAGUGUACAACACCAAUAUUUGCUUUUUAAGAGACAAAGAGACAGUUGGCGGAGAAGAGAGUGGUGAGGCGUCGUCCCAAACCGGAGGUAUUGGCACCGCCGUUGUGUCACCGUCGGAUGCUCCGUUAAUUAUCGCCGCCAGCACAGGGAUUCUGGAGAUCGUGGAGAUGAUUCACAAAGAGUAUCCUCAAGCGUUGGAGCAUGUGACUCAGAAUGGACAGAAUAUUCUACAUGUGGCCAUUCUAUACCGUCAAUACCAUAUCUAUGAAUAUCUCAAGGACAAGGAGAAGGGUGGAGCGAUGAACUUGAGGCUGGCUUUAGGGAUGGACAAUGACGGUGAAACCAUUCUGCACAAGGCCGCUCGUACCGAAUACUACCAUGAAGGAAACAAAUGGACGGUAGCUCUGAACCUGCAAGAGGAGAUAACAUGGUUCAAAGAUGUGGCAAAAAUGCUUCCUGCUUCUUACACAAUCCACCGCAACAAGAAAAAUAAGACGGCGAGGCAGCUGUUCAAAGACCAGCACAAAGAACAACUCAAAGACGCACAAGAAUGGGUCAAGAACACCUGUCAGUCAUGCUCCGCCGUGGCAGUCCUAGUCGCCACAGUUGUCUACACUGCCGCUUUCACCGCGCCAGGUGGUUUCAAUGAAUACGGACGCCCAAUCUUUGAGGAGCGACCUCUAUACUCUUUUUUCACUGUGGUGGAUGUGGCCGGACUGGCGAGCUCAUUAACGUCGGUGGUGCUCUUCCUUUCAGUGCUCACAUCGUCACUUGAUCUGAAAGAUUUUAAAAAUGACAUACCUCGGAAACUGUCGUUUGGCUUCCUCUUUCUGACCUUUGCCAUUGCAACCACCGUUCUUUCGUUCACAGCUGCCAUUAUCCUCACUGUUCAUUUGAAGAAGGCAUGGACUACGUCUCUGACCUACGCUGCUGCAUUCCUUCCGGUCGCCGUCUAUGCGAUUGUGCAGUGCGGUUUGUAUAUUAAAUACUUCAAGAUUGCCUUAAUUAGCAUUUUUGACUUUGUGAAGAAGUUUCUUCCAGGGAUAUAAUGUAUGUAAUUAUAUUGUUUGUGUAUUUUUUCUUUUUUUUAAAGUGCUAUGUAAUGUUGAGAUUGUUGAAGAAGUUUCAUAGUGUUAGAAAACUGAAGAAAAGAGAAAAUACAAAGAAAUUAAUUGUUUUUGA
Messenger RNA from Rubroshorea leprosula, 2163 nucleotides. The record is from the annotation of a GenBank genome assembly. NCBI's taxonomy places the organism in Eukaryota, Viridiplantae, Streptophyta, Magnoliopsida, Malvales, Dipterocarpaceae.